UAUGAUUUGUAAGUCAAUUAAAUAAAAUUCAUUCGGAAGACGAAAUAAUAUUUCAAAAAAAUAUAUUUUUCAAACAUAUUAACGAAAUCCGAUGGCUGGUAGAUUUUUUAACAAAAACAAUUUGUUGGAAUUCUGUAAACGCCUUACAGCAAGCGAAUUCCAGCAAUAUUUGAGUUUCAACAAGCAAAAUGCACAAAAUAAUAAAAGUGUUCAGAAAGUUUCUGACUUUUGGCAACUAAUCAGCUGGAAUUACUAUUAUAAGCAACUACAAGCGAGAAUGGAGCGUUUAGUUGAUGACGUGGAACUUGGCUUUCAAGCGCUGGGGCGCAAAGUGCCAACGACGGGGAAGCAAUCGCUGCGACAAGCAAAGCGAAAUGUACAACAGCUGAUGCUUCAGUCCAAGCAACGUAUACGCCAACUGGAGAGGGAUAUUGUACGCAUACGCCAUAUGCUGCCCCACGGCGAAGCCAACAAACAUGAGAUUCGUAAAGCUAAAUAUCAAAAUAUAGACUCCAUAUAUAUGAUGGAGGAGGGUAAACUUGCCAAAGGUAGACCUCAAGUCAUUUCUGAUACGAAAGGUGGUAUACAGGAUUUUUCAUUACAAAGUAGCGCAAAGACAACGCUAACGCAUGAGUGCUACUCUACAGCAAAAUCUAUUGAUCAUUCGAAACCACCACAGGUGAAAGCAAAUAUACAAAAAUCCACAGUGGAGAACUUGGAUGAGAAAAAGUUACCAAAUGACACCUCAAUGACUGAUUCUUCUGUAUCCUUGCGUGUUCCUGAUGCUGAUAUACCUAGAUCUCUAAUGCUAAGUGCCGAAAAAGACAAUUGAGCAAAGUUUGUGGCAUUUGUCGGUCUGAUUGUUCAAAUAACUGUAUAUGAUUCUGAAAAUUUGCUUCUUAUUUUUAACAUAAAAAAUAUGACUUAUUUGAGAUUAUUUUACUUAUAUACAUAUAGUAUUAACUAUAAUCUAUAUUUUUAAUACAAUUUUAAUUUCUUUUAAAACAAUUUUACUUACACAAAUCUCAAUAAAAAAAUAUUGGGAAAAAA
This is a messenger RNA of Bactrocera oleae (olive fruit fly), 1050 nucleotides long. RefSeq lists its product as uncharacterized. Gene Ontology annotation, biological process: proton motive force-driven ATP synthesis. The record is from RefSeq and is a predicted model, not a curated record. Gene Ontology annotation, molecular function: proton transmembrane transporter activity. Lineage: Eukaryota; Metazoa; Arthropoda; Insecta; Diptera; Tephritidae.